UUUUUGCCGGAGCCGCUGGAGGAACAACAGAAACGGCUUGUUGGGAGGAACCGGAAGGUUCUCCAAAAAGCGACGGCAGUCCUGUUGCAGCUCUCUUACGGAACACUUCUAGGAUCGGCGCUCGAAAAAACGUCCUCGCAACGAAAUAUAUUCUAGCGUUUAAAAUAUAACUAGGCCAUUUUUCUGAGAUUCUUAAAAUUAAUGUUCCAUUCAAUUAAAAGUUAACCAUAUUCAUUGUUGUUACUCAGUAAUUACAUCUUGGUAAUUGUUUAUGGAAUUAUAAUCGCAAGAAAUUUAUCUAGAAUUAAUCAAUGCAUUCUGAUUUUUAAAUUAUACUACAAUAAAAUAACCUCUUUACUGAAACGGACACGGUUAAUAUGAGCUCUUAGUGCAUGCAGAGACACGACGACUCAUGGUGAGUGCGUAUUGUAUAUCACACACAGUGUAUUCAACAUUUUGCUACUUUGACAUUUGAAGCGGCUUAGCUACUCAAUAGAAUGGGUAAGACGAAAGACAUAAGCACAGACGAAGAUAUAACUAUAGAAACUAAUGAAAUAUCUCCACAAAAGAGGCACAAGAAACAUAAACAUAAAAAACAUAAGAAAAGGAAACCAACACACAAUGAAGUUGAAGGUUUUAAUAACAUUAGUGUUGAAACGGAAAAGAAGAAAGCAUUUAGAGUUAAAGUGAAAAAGGAAGAUGAUAAGAGUCUAGAAAAACCUCGUGAGAAAGUACUUAAAUCUGCUAAUUUAAGUGUUGCGGGUUCAAGUACUGCACCAUCACCAAAAGCCACAGCAAAGAAAAAAGUGCUAAAGGGUAAUAAGGGCAAAGAUAGUGGUACUAGUAGUGAAGAAGAACGAUGGCUUGAUGCUAUAGAAUCUGGAAAACUGGAAGAAGUUGAUGAUGAACUGAAGAAAAUUAAACCAAAGGAUCCAAAAUUAAUGACUGCUCGUCAAAGAGCCAUGUUUGAAAGAAAAACUGAUACAGAAUCACAUUCAGGGGUAGAACAACUUAUGUCAUUACCAACUGGUUACAAAGAGAAAGUUAUGACAGCUGAAGCUAUACAAAAGGCUGCUCUUAAAUCCUUAAAAAGGAAACAACUUGCUGAUGAAAAAAGAGAAAAAGAUAAGAAAAAAACAAUGGAAAGAUUAUUAAAAAAACAAGAAUCUAAGGCAUCCAAAGUUAUCAGCAAAGGGAAACCGUCCAGAAGGCAAGUUCCUUUAGUCACAUACCGUUUAACACUUGAAAGGAGCUCCAUAUCCUUACCACCGGGCGAAGAUUUCCCGUUACAGCCUACACAAGGAAGGCAACCUCCACCCCAAGUCCUCUGUGGUGUAAAUCAAUGUAAAAAUCCAAAGAAAUAUUCGUGCUCAAAGACUGGAGUGCCAUUGUGUAGUCUACAGUGUUACAAAACCAACUUAGGAAUAGUAAAUUAGAUUAAUACUUCCAAAAUUACAUGCAUUUAUUUAUUACUACAUUCGUUAAAUCCGCAAUUCUACCAUCCUGUACACGAAGCUCGCUAGAUUAGUAUUAAAACGAUCUUUACAACAAUAAUGCAUUUUCUCUUAUAAACGCAACAGCACCAUAUUGUAUUCAUGUACAAAUUUCGGGAGGAAAACGUAUACGAUGUAUCAUACAUACAUAUAGGAAAUAUUAAGAGAAAAUGAAUUUGAAAUUCAAACA
Nomia melanderi (Alkali bee) is the source of this 1683-nucleotide messenger RNA. Its product is annotated as INO80 complex subunit B. Gene Ontology annotation, biological process: chromatin remodeling. The record is from RefSeq and is a predicted model, not a curated record. NCBI's taxonomy places the organism in Eukaryota, Metazoa, Arthropoda, Insecta, Hymenoptera, Halictidae. Gene Ontology annotation, cellular component: Ino80 complex.